Messenger RNA from Dermatophagoides pteronyssinus (European house dust mite), 3573 nucleotides. It is a transcript of the gene mnb, whose product is annotated as minibrain. Gene Ontology annotation, molecular function: protein serine/threonine/tyrosine kinase activity; ATP binding; protein serine/threonine kinase activity. The record is from RefSeq and is a predicted model, not a curated record. Gene Ontology annotation, biological process: protein autophosphorylation; peptidyl-serine phosphorylation; peptidyl-threonine phosphorylation. Lineage: Eukaryota; Metazoa; Arthropoda; Arachnida; Sarcoptiformes; Pyroglyphidae.
GAAGAGAUCAAAGGUCAUGAUCCAUCCAAUAGCCAUCAUCAUCAUCAUCUAUCUCAUCACCAUCUUCAUCAUCAUCAUCAUCCACAUCAUCGUCAUCAUUAUCCAUCAACACAAUUACCACUUCCACCACCACCACCACCACCAUCAUCAUCAUCACAUCAUCAAAAUAUUGUUACUGCAAUCCAAAAUCAAAUUUCAACAUCAGCAGCAGCAGCAAAUACAGGUGGAAAUAGCGUCAGCGGUGACGAUAUUACCUGCGGUGGCGGAAUGUAUGGACGUAUUGUUACCCAAGAUCAAUUGAUGGCUUUAGCAGCUGUCCAACAACAACAAACUAGUUCAUCAACAUCAACAUUAUCGUCAACAUCAUCUUCCGUUUCAUUGACGCAACAGUUAACACCGCAACCGCAAAUACCAUCAACAAUAACACAGCAAUCAUCUUUUAUGCCAUUUACAUCAUCAUCAUCAUUAUCAACGACGGCAACAACAACAUCAAAUAUGGUAUCAUCAAAUAUUCCUCAUCAUCAUAUAGGUGGCGCUAAUAGUGUAUCAUCAGUUGCUAUAUUAACAGCAACAGCAGCUACAUCCGUUGAUUCACAACCAUUAUUAUUAUUACAACAACAAUCAUCACAAGAUAAUCUGGUCAUUAUGUCAUCAUCAUCAUCAUCCACCACAUCUUCGUCAUCAUCUUCGAUGACACACUUACCACCACCGCCACCACCAUCAUCAGUUGGUGGAAAUUCAUCAUCAUUAAUUUUAGGACAAAGUUGUAGUAAUUGGACUAGUAAUAAUAGUGGUGUUUUACAAAAUUCAAUUCAAUUACAACAAUCAUCAUCAUCAUCAUCAAUGUUGAAUGAUAAUUCUGAUUUUAUAAGAACCGAUAAAUGUAAUAAUCCUACUAUAACAACAUCAUCAACAACAACAACAUUAACGACUAUUUUAACUGAUUGUCAACCAACAACAAUGACAACAACGACUAUUAUUACUUCAUCAUCAUCAUCAAGUAUGAGUGGAAUUGUUACUUCCGCUUGUACUAAUGUUACUACAUCAACUACAACUACUGCUACAAAUACGAUACAAUCAUCAUCAUCAUCAUCAUCAGCGGCAACAUCAACAACGACAAUUAAAUCACAACGUGAUGUAACACAGGCACCAAUACGUAAAUUAUCGGUUGAUCUCAUCAAAACUUAUAAACAUAUUAAUGAGGUAUAUUAUGCAAAAAAGAAACGUAGAGCAGCACAACAAGCUCAAAAUGAUGGUAAUAAUCAUCAUAGUAGUCAAAAUGAUUGGUCAUCGAAUGGUAAUAAUGGAACUAUUGGCGGUAAUAAUCAAACAAAUACGAAUACUAUUGGUAGUAAUAAUCAACAACAACAACAAAAUAAAAAAGAACGAAGAUUAUAUAAUGAUGGUUAUGAUGAUGAAUUUAAUGAUUAUAUAAUAAGACCGGGUGAAAAAUUUGUUGAUCGUUAUGAAAUUGAAUCAUUAAUUGGUAAAGGUUCAUUUGGUCAAGUUGUGAAAGCAUAUGAUCAUUCAUCACAAUGUCAUGUUGGUAUAAAAAUUAUUAAAAAUCGUAAACCAUUCCUAAAUCAAGCUGCAACUGAAAUUAAAUUAUUAAAAUUGAUGAACAAUUAUGAAUGUAAUGGUACAUCAUUACAAUUGGGAAAGGAAAAAAUUGUAAAACUAAAAGAUUAUUUUAUGUGGCGUAAUCAUCUUUGUCUAGUCUUUGAAUUAUUAUCAUAUAACCUUUAUGAUCUUUUAAGGAAUACAAAUUUUCGUGGUGUUUCAUUGAAUCUAACAAGGAAAUUUGCUCAUCAAAUGUGUACAGCAUUAAUGUUUUUAUCGGAUCAACAUUUAUCCAUAAUACAUUGUGACCUUAAACCGGAAAAUAUUUUACUUUGUAGUCCAAAAAGAAGUGCCAUCAAGAUUAUUGAUUUUGGUAGUAGUUGUCAGCUUGGUAAACGAUUAUAUCAAUAUAUUCAAAGCCGUUUUUAUCGAUCACCAGAAGUAUUACUUGGUAUACCAUAUGAUAUGUCAAUCGAUAUGUGGUCAUUAAGUUGUAUAUUGGUUGAAAUGCAUACUGGUGAACCAUUAUUUCCAGGUUCAAAUGAAACUGAUCAAAUGAAUAAAAUUGUUGAAGUUUUAGGAUUACCACCAAAACAUAUGCUUAUGCAAGGUAAUCGUACAUUUAAAUAUUUUGAUCAAUUGGCUGAUGGUUCAACUGUUUUGAAACCUGUUGAUGGAAUGAAGUAUAAAUUACCUGGUAGUCGUAAAUUAUCCGAUAUAUUAGGUGUUGAAACAGGUGGUCCUGGUGGUCGUCGUCUUGGUGAACCUGGUCAUUCAAUGGCUGAUUAUCUUAAAUUUAAAGAUCUGAUAAUGAGAAUGCUGGAUUAUGAUCCAAAAACAAGAAUAACACCACGACAAGCAUUACAGCAUUCAUUUUUUCGUCGUACAACCGAUGGUAGUACAAAUACAACAACAAAUAUGAAUGAUAUGAUGACAACAGCAACAAGAACUACAUCAAUAUCAAGUGAUUCAAAUUCAUUUCAUAUGGCAUCAACAUCUGGAACUAAUAAUAAUAAUAAUAGUACAAUGAUUAGUUUGAUGGAUUCACAUUCUACACAGCCAUCGAUUUUGGAUACAUCAUCAUCAUCCAUAUCGUCGUUUCAAAGACAACAAACUAUUCAACAACAAUUAGAUUUAUUAAGCCAACAACAUCAUCAUAAUCGUCGCUAUCAUCAUGUUGAUCAUCCAUAUUCAUUAUCAUCAGCUAAUACAAUGAAUAAUAUAUCGAAAUUAUCAACUACUACCACCAAUACCACUGUCAAUGAUAAAAUAAAUCAUGAUCCAGAUAUUAUUUUGGAACAGACAAAAACACUGCCACAACCAACAACAAUGAUUGUUCCAUUGACAAACAAUACGAAUACUACUGGUGGUGAUAUAUUUCGAAUGGAUAUUACGAAUCAUAAUAAUACAAUGACCAAUACGGAUUUUAUACCGAUGUUGAUUGCGGCGAAUAAUAAUAAUAAUAAUUCAUCUGCAACAUUUCCAUUAUCAACAUCAUCUGUAACAUUGUUCCAGCAGCAACAGCAACAGGCAAACAAACAUUUAAUUUUUCAACAACCUCAUCAACAACAACAACAACAAACACCAUUUAUGAUGAUGGCAACAACACCAACAGAUCCUUCAAGUACAACAUCAUCAACAACGGCCACUUCAUUUAUUGUCCUAAAUCCUCAUACAUCAUCACAUCAUUUAUUACAACAUCAUCAUCAUCAUCAUACAUCAUCUGAAUCAUCAUCGGAUGGUUCAUCUGGUGGUGGUGGUGGUAUUAUACCUGUUACAAAUAAUUCGAUUACCUGUCUUGCCACCACCACCACCACCACCGUCGAUGAUCAAUCGUUAGUUUCACAAUCAACAUCAUCACAACCACAUAGUGAACAAAUGUUUCCAAUUUUAUGAUGAUUUGAUCAUCCGAUCCAUUUGAUAUCAUCAUCAUUGAUAAUAAUGUGAUUCGGAUGAUGUAUAUGACACUCACUAGACACACUAAAACACAAAUUACGAUUCAUAUUUUGCCCC